UUUGUUUUCGAAUUUCAGGAAGAAGACUCGUGUGUACUGACUGGAGGCUGAUGAGUACUGUAUAGCCUCAUAUCUUUUAAUACAGGAUGAUGGGACCACCAAGAUAUAUAAAAACAGAAUGGAGUGGGCAAGGCAAAGCUGUACUAAGAUUCUGCAGUAAAAGAGAUAAAACUGAUUUCUCUCGUGAUCAACAAACUAAAUGGGCGGGCAAGAUUGAGUGCUAUGUGUCAUCGCUUUAUAUUAGUGAAUAUGAAAGGCAGCCCUCAACUGAUGCUGGGGGGUAUGAUGAUGAUGAGUCUCAACAUUGUACCGAAGAUAUUAAGGCAGAGGUGUAUGAGUGUCCUCCAGGAGUACAACCUGGGGUAAGGAGUUCCUGGGUGGAGCAUUGGGAGGCCUGGAAAGAAGUUUACAUUCCUUUAUCAUGGGUACAUAAAUACAGAGAGCACUGCACCUCAGAGUAUAUAGAGUGGCAUGACUCCUACUUAGAAGAGUAUCCCUGGAUAAUUCCCCAUAUUACUGAUGAGUUAGGACACAGUGAUAUUAGAUUAGAGGAUGCAAGUCGUAACUCAGUAUCUACCAAUGUGAAGAAAGAGGAGUUAGAUGUUCUGUAUGAUAAACAUUCUCAAAAGAGGUAUUGGGUUCACCUCCGUAAUUAUUUGUGCAGUUACGGUGUUGAAGAUAACGGUGAUCUUGAGGAAUUCUUUACUCGGCAAGCUGGUAUACAUUAUGAUGAAGACAGAAUAUGUAACACUAUUAAUGAACAAGGAAUGGAAAAUCAAGUUGAUGCAAACAUAAUUAUUAAUUAUAUGAAUGAACGAGAAAUAGAUAAUCAAGUUGAAGAUGACCAAGGAAUUAUUAAUAAUAAUGAUGACGAAAGCCUGGAAAAUAAUGAGGAAAUGAAUGUGGAAUAUAUUCAUGGACAAUGUUGGCAAGAACAUGACCAAGAGAUUAAUGUUAUAAAAACUGAAGAACAGAAUCAAGAAACUGAUGAGCCAAAAAAGGUCCAGCCUUCUCAAGAAUCAAAAACUGUAUCAGAUGACAUGAGCCAUGACGCUAUACAAAAAUUAGAUGAUGAACAACUAAGUGAGCUUCCAGAAAUGUGUCAACUUGAAGAUUCAAAUGGAGAGGAUGUAAAAGAACAUUGUCAUAGUAAGUUGUCAAGGGAAAAUAGCACUGAAUUGAUUUUGUUAGAACAUAAAGAAAACACUACAAGUAAUUUGAUCAAUAUUAAAGGUAUUCAAGAUGAAAGCAGAAUUGUUUAUGUUACAAAACAACUUGAUGGAGCAGCACAAGAUGAGACCAAGAGUGACUGUGACACUUCUCAGUGUUUUGUUACAAGACAAUUUAAUGACAUGGAGUUAACUACUCAAGUACCUGCUGAGAAUCAGCUUACCUGUGAUGAUGUCUCACAUGUAAGCUCAGUCAUCAGUGAUACUGAUGAAGAGGCAAAAAAACAUAACAGCACUCUUCUGACUACAUCUGACACAAAGAAAGUUGCAAAAACAAAGAAAAGGAAGAAAGCCGGAAAUUCACGUAAUUCUUCAGGUCUGAGUUGGGCUUUAAAGUAUAUUCAGUCGCAGGAUGUUAAAGUACAACACGCUGAUGCAGGUCAUUCCUUAGAAACUGCAUCUGGGCCUACUUGUGACUCAUCAGAUAAUGCAGGGGGUAAAACUUCAGCAUUAGUUUCAGAGCAUCUUGAUCCACCUGUUAACAAAACUCCAUGUGAACCAAGUAUUUGUGGUACUAACAAACCACUUAUGGAUGAAUAUAAUGUUGAUAAAGCUGAAAUAUUAGUCACGCAAGAUGUUGGUGAUUGUGCUGUUACUGACAAUGAAAAAGAAAAUGAAGCUGCUCUGCCUACAAAAGUCUCACAGUAUGUUGUAAAGUGUGCUGUUACUGACCGUGAAAAGGAAAGUGAUAUGUAUUUACACAUAGCAAGUACUAAAGAUGGUGGUGAUAAUCAAAAGACGUUGUGGAGUACAAUAUUAAGCAUACUAGCAACCGGUAAAUUUUUACUGAAAGAAAGUGCAUUCCAUUUUUUAAGUCGCUUCUUCCCUCUGUUCUCAGAAGGAAUUCGUCAGCAGCUGAAUGAGGUCACAUCUGCAGUAUCCUCCUGUACACCUCCCCCGUCUAAGCAACAAUCUCUUCCUCCCAGCAGAUGUGUAGAGCGUGUCAAAGAAAAACGUGAUUUCCGUUGUGAUAAAAAUCACAUUAAGUUAUACAAAUGGCUGCAGCCCCUAGUAUCUACAGAUGGUCUCUCAUUUGCCUCAACUGUAAACAUUGCAGAUGGUGUUACAUUGAAUGAGGUGCGUAUACAGUCAGAUAAACGAGGAGUUCAAAGUGUUUAUCAUUCAGUAGAGAAGACUGUGACGGAAGGUGAUAGAGCACGACUAGAUGUGAGGCUCUUGGACCUAGAUGAUGAUAACAGCACCCAGGUUGAUGAUACUUAUCUUACCAAUGAAGAGAAAAGGGAAGACUGGACAAGAACCCAUAUUACUUAUGAUGAAGAGGGAAAUCCAGUCUCUGUGGCAAAAUUUAUGAGGUUUUCAAUGGCAAAAGAAAACCCGGAGAGAAAAGAGCGGUCAGUGUGGAAGGAGAUCAUUUCAGGGCACCAGUUGGUCAAUUAUGGAAAGAAAAAGGAGUGUCCACCACCUGAUGUCCCCGAAGAUGUGAAAAAGUACUGGGCCCAGAGGCAUCGUUUGUUUAUCAAAUAUGAUGAGGGCAUCAUGCUGGACCAAGAAUCGUGGUACUCUGUGACUCCAGAGAUGAUUGCAGCCCAUCAAGCAUAUAGGUGCAGCUGUGAUGUGGUGGUGGAUGCCUUCUGUGGAGCAGGUGGCAAUGCUAUACAGCUAGCCAAGACCUGCAAUCAUGUGAUAGCCAUUGACAUAGAUCCUGCAAAAAUUGAUCUUGCCCGUCACAAUGCACAAGUGUAUGGGGUGGCAGAUCGCAUUGAAUUCAUCAUUGGAGACUUCUUUCACCUUGUUCCCAAGCUAAAGGCUGAUGUUGUGUACCUCAGUCCUCCGUGGGGAGGAAUAAAGUACCUUCGUGCUGGCAUAUAUGAUGUUAAAAGCUUGGGUGGGGUGCUGAGCUGUGAAGAACUGAUGACUGCUGCUCGUGCCAUCACUACCAAUGUGGCUCUCUAUCUCCCAAGGACGAGUAACUUGUAUCAGAUAAUUGAACUUGCUGGCCCUAAUGGUGCUGUCGACAUAGAGUACAACCACAUGGGAAGAAAGAAGAAAGCUCUCACUGCCUACUAUGGAGGUCUGGUUCAUUAUUGUUGAUCAGGUAUACCCCACUUAACAUACUGGAGAUGUGCUCCAUGAAAGUACUGGUACUGUUACGUGAAAUAUAUUUUCCCGUAGACUUUUAUGCCAUAUAGCGUAUUCCAAUAUACUAAUCAUUGUUGAUUAAAAAAAAGUUAUGAAAAACAUGUUUAGGGUUAAUUUAUUAUGUUUUCGGGAUUUUUCCCCCAAACUUCUGUUUGAACGGUAGUCUCCUCAUUAUGGCAGAGAUUUUUACGGCAGAGAUUUUAGGUAUUUUACUUGCCCUCAAGAUUAUUUCUACCCAACCUCAGAACGAUUUUAAAAUUUUUAGUGAUUCUCGUAGUGCUCUCCAGGCCUUAGCUUGUGUCUCCUCACCCCAUCUCUUGGUUAUAGCUAUUUUACAGUGGUUGUUUCUCAACCAACAUUGGGGCCAGAAAGUCAGUUUUUGCUGGGUUCUGGCCCAUGUGGGGGAGAAGGGGAAUGUUUGUGGUGAAAGCAGCUGGUUCUCACCCUGUGGCACAUCAUUAUCCCUCUACUUGCCUCUGAUAUGAAGCCAGUAAUAAGAGCUGCCACCCACUUGAGUUGGCAGUGCAGGCGGGAUGCAUUCGGAGCAAACAAGCUCCGCGAUCUCCAUCCAGCUUUGGGUGCCUAGGGAUAUCAGGGACUGUCGCACUGCUGGGAGACUGCUUUGUCCUACCUCCACAUCGUUCCACACAUGACUGACUCAUGGUUUUUUAAUGGAGAGGGCGCCCCCUCCCCAUUGUGAUGACUGCCCGGUCCUAUUGACUGUUUGACGCCUCCUGGUGGAGUGCCCCAGGCUCAGAGAUCUUCGUCGUAAACACCUCUCCCAGAACCGAGGAAGAGACGGAUCUUACCAUCUCUCUUUGGUCCUGAGGGAGGGAAUGGGUAGCGUGGGAGGGGACGUCCUCUCCUUCGUGGAGGAAGCGGGCUUACAGAAGAUUUGAGUUUUAUCUAUUAACGUUUAAAUGAUUUUUAUCAAAGGUUUAUGCUAUUCAUAUGUUUUUUACCUCGCAUUAUUUGAUUUUAGUCUUCUAAGCUUUUAUUUUAAUUCUGCGACCUAUGACCUAAGCUGUUACGUCGCCAGAGAUGUAAUUACUGUAUUCACAGUCAAUCAAUCACUCAAUCUUUCUCUUACCAAAGGAAUGCACUUGUAUAUCAGCUUUUGUAAUGAAAGUCUAUGAGAUAAUGUACUUCAAUGUAUGAACCCUUUCAUAAAUUGGUGUCUGCCUGUAUAAAAAUACACAAAUAAAUGUAAGCAUAGAUUAAUAAAAUACAGUAUGAAAUAUU
Molecule: messenger RNA, 4571 nt
Organism: Homarus americanus (American lobster)
Lineage: Eukaryota; Metazoa; Arthropoda; Malacostraca; Decapoda; Nephropidae
Gene: Tgs1
Exons: 14
Coding region: 87-3281 (1064 amino acids)
Biological process (GO): 7-methylguanosine cap hypermethylation; 7-methylguanosine RNA capping
Cellular component (GO): nucleus
Molecular function (GO): RNA cap trimethylguanosine synthase activity; zinc ion binding
Source: RefSeq, a predicted model, not a curated record